GUUGUUUUUUUUUUGGUUUCCCGCCUAGUAUCCGAGGUUUCGUCCCGAUUAAUCCGGACCUGACCCACGUCGCACACCUGGAAAUGGUGGAUGAGUCUCCCAGCGAGGACUGCUGCAUUCACAAGGUCUCGAACUCGAGAUCUUGCUUAACUAAAAUCAUCGAUUUGCUGUUUCCAUACGACGGAUCACGGCGAGGCAGCGACGAUAGACCUGGACAAGUUGAAGUCAAGGACGCUGUAGUCAUUGUACACUUGGCUAAAUCAACGGCGCAUGAACUGGAGAUCAAGGAUAGGUGCAAGAAUUUGAUUGCCAGAAUCGAGAAGCAAGGAGGUCGCAGGCAGCAUGGUUCGUCCGAUUUCAGCUACGAUCCUCUGAGCUACACAUUGAACUUCGAGGACAAAGCGAGCCAGGCAUACGAGAUGCUGGUUAUUAGCUUCUCAUCCGACCUCAUGCCUCGUCAGAGCAAAUCAUUGGGACCAACUGCAAAAACAGCCUUCUGUGUCGGCAACGAGAGAGAUCAUUCUGAACAGCUGACAAGCACAGAUUCAUUCGGUUUAUUCAACUAAUAAAAAAAAAUUCAAAUUUUUGAAGGAAUGUUGCAAUCGUCGGAUCGGACAUUGGAAUAAUAAAUCCAGCUCCUAAAACUCCAUUUUUUCUCUAUAUCAUUCAAGAAAUCAAAAGCUGGAAUUUUUUCGAUUUCCAAUACAUUUUCUCACCCAAUUUCCAAACCUAGCUUCCUUUCUCUCUUCCUUUUUCCGGGUUUUUAAGGGUUUUCUCGUUUUCCUUUUCUCUGGAAAGAAGAAGAACCCAGAAACGCAGUGAGUAUGAUGUUUGAUUAUGUGAUUUUUUCUUGGAUUAUUUGACAUAGGAGAGGGAAUUUUCCUGGGGUUUUUGUUUCUGGUUUUGUAAGCUAGUUUGGUGUUUUGAAAGGCACGAAAAGAUUAGAUCGGGUUUUCAAUGGAGGCUAGAACAAGAACCGAAUACUGACAUUUUGAAGGCAAAAAUGAAUUUCACAGAGGAGAAAAACCUAGAUCCCCAAUUUUAAGCUUUGGAGUGGGUGAGUUUUUAGGUGAGUUUUUAGGGAAAUAAUUAGCACAGGUCACA
Messenger RNA from Rubroshorea leprosula, 1104 nucleotides. Lineage: Eukaryota; Viridiplantae; Streptophyta; Magnoliopsida; Malvales; Dipterocarpaceae. The record is from the annotation of a GenBank genome assembly.